Molecule: messenger RNA, 2040 nt
Organism: Raphanus sativus (radish)
Lineage: Eukaryota; Viridiplantae; Streptophyta; Magnoliopsida; Brassicales; Brassicaceae
Product: sugar transporter ERD6-like 6
Exons: 15
Coding region: 369-1835 (488 amino acids)
Biological process (GO): carbohydrate transport; transmembrane transport
Cellular component (GO): membrane
Molecular function (GO): sugar transmembrane transporter activity
Source: RefSeq, a predicted model, not a curated record
GAAAAGAAAAUCUAACACAGAUAAAUUAUCCAUUAAGCCAAACAAGAAACCUUGGUUUUGUCUAAAUUUGAUUUAAGACGACCUUAUUAACUUUGAUCUUUAAAAAAAAAAAAAAAAAACUCUCUGAAGCAGUCUCUCCUCUCCAGCGUAUAAUCACGACAUUACAGCCAUACAUAACCCCACAAUUCCAUUUUUCUCAUUUUCUAAAUAAUCCCUUCUUCCUCGCCAAAACACCAAUCUUGUAGAUCCUCUAAACCGACAAGAAAGUCCAACACCUUUCUUUUCUCCGGUUUAGAAUCUGCAUUUUAAAGCUUUUCUCUUUUUUUGCUUGUUCUUGAAGCUUUUUAGAUAAGAAUCAAAAGAAAAAGAUGAGUUUCAGGGAUGAAACAGAGGAUGCGAGGAAUGAUCUGCGGCGGCCUUUUAUCCACACGGGGAGUUGGUACAGGAUGGGCUCGAGACAAUCUAGUAUGAUGGGUUCCUCUCAGAUUAUUAAAGACAGCUCGAUCUCUGUUCUUGCUUGUGUCUUGAUCGUUGCUCUUGGUCCUAUUCAAUUCGGUUUCACUUGUGGUUAUUCUUCUCCAACUCAAGCUGCAAUCACCAAGGAUCUUGGUUUAACUGUAUCCGAGUACUCUGUGUUUGGUUCUCUGUCCAAUGUGGGUGCUAUGGUUGGUGCAAUUGCUAGUGGUCAGAUUGCAGAAUACAUUGGAAGAAAAGGGUCUCUGAUGAUUGCUGCAAUUCCAAAUAUCAUUGGAUGGCUCUGCAUAUCAUUUGCAAAAGAUACUUCUUUUCUUUACAUGGGAAGGCUUUUAGAAGGCUUUGGUGUUGGUAUCAUCUCUUACACGGUGCCUGUAUAUAUCGCUGAGAUUGCUCCACAAAACAUGAGAGGAGGAUUGGGUUCGGUUAACCAGCUUUCGGUAACAAUUGGAAUAAUGCUGGCUUACUUACUUGGCCUCUUUGUUCCAUGGAGAAUUCUAGCAGUUCUUGGGACAUUGCCUUGCAUAGUACUCAUACCAGGCCUCUUUUUCAUCCCUGAAUCCCCUCGCUGGCUGGCAAAAAUGGGUAUGACUGAUGAUUUUGAGACUUCGUUACAAGUCCUUAGGGGAUUUGAGACGGAUAUUACCGUUGAGGUUAAUGAGAUCAAGAGAUCUGUAGCAUCAUCUACAAAGAGAUCAUCUACAGUUCGGUUUGUAGAUCUCAAGCGCAGGAGAUACUACUUCCCUCUCAUGGUUGGUAUUGGGUUGCUUGUACUUCAACAACUCGGUGGAAUCAAUGGCGUCCUGUUUUAUUCUAGUACAAUCUUUGAAUCUGCAGGAGUUACCUCGAGUAACGCAGCAACAUUUGGAGUCGGUGCUAUUCAGGUAGUGGCCACUGCAAUCUCAACAUGGUUGGUGGACAAAGCAGGUCGUAGGCUUCUACUUACAAUCUCUUCUAUUGGGAUGACUAUUAGCCUUGUGAUUGUCGCAGCUGCUUUCUACCUUAAGGGAUUUGUGUCUCCUGAUUCAGACAUGUACAAUAUGUUGAGCAUCUUGUCAGUGGUUGGAGUAGUGGCAAUGGUUGUUACUUUCUCACUGGGAAUGGGACCGAUUCCAUGGCUCAUUAUGUCUGAGAUCCUUCCUGUGAACAUAAAGGGUUUAGCUGGGAGUAUAGCAACUUUAGCGAAUUGGUUCUUCUCAUGGUUGAUCACCAUGACUGCAAACCUGCUCUUAGCCUGGAGCAGUGGAGGAACUUUCACCCUGUACGGUGUGGUUUGUGCGUUCACGGUGGUGUUUGUGACUCUGUGGGUUCCUGAGACCAAAGGGAAAACGCUUGAAGAACUUCAAGCCUUGUUCAGAUGAGAAAAUUCUAAACAGUUUCAUUCUUUUGUAUUUAUCUCUCUACAUCUCUGUUUUGGCCAAAGAACAAGAAGAAACAAAGAUAUAUGGUGAGAAAUUGCUAAGAUUUGUUUGUUUGUUAUGUCAAUAAUCUUCUGUCACAAUGUUGUAUAUGACCACACUUUCAUGUGUCUUUUUUUUUUUUAAAUUUGAUUAAGUUAUUCCCAUA